UCAGCGGGAGAAACGGAAACGGGUCCAGAGUUUUGAUGUAAAAGUUCAGUUCAAUCGAGUCGUUUUGUUUUUAUGUGACAUUUAUCCCUUCUAGAAUGCGACGCUCAGGAGCUCCCAGUCAGCUUUUGGGUAAUGCAGCGAAAAAACCUCGGUUCCUGCCACCCGGAGCUUCUGCUUUAUAUCCAGUAACUGAAUCAAAGCCUCUUGUCUCUAAACAUGGUUUGGAGAAUGCUCUGGAUAAGGUCCACAGAAGUCUUUCAGCAUCAGUUGUGACUAAAACCACCUGCACUGUUCAGGCUGAAACUAGCCAGGCUCCUCCAGGCUUGUCCAAAGUGCUGGCCUGUGUCCUCAGUGCUACAGAGACUAAAGAAAACCUGAUAGAGACAAAAUAUGAAGACUCUACAAGUGACCAUACAGAGGAUGUAAAUCUAUCAGGACUAAAUGAAAGCCCUCCUUGGACUCAUGGGUCUCCUCAAACCCCUCAACCUCCUUCAGAUCCUGCAGACUCUGGCUGUGCACUUGACGGGGCCCGUUACUUUAGUGUGGUCUGGUGUAAAGCCAGUAAGAAGAAACACAAGCGCUGGGAAGGUGACGCCGUUCUGGUUGUGAGAGGGCGUUCUGUUGUACUCAAAGACAUGGAGGGGAAGGAUAUUGGGAAGGGUAGUGGCUACAAGGUGUCAGAGCUGGCCUCACUGUCUGAGGGAGAGACGUUGAUGAUUGGAGGGAAGGAGAUAGAGGUGAUGGGCAUCAUUUCCGCUGAGGACUUUGCCAAAGGACGCUGUUUCCAGGAGGUUCAGACAGAUCAAGCAGAGUCGCACACAAAGGCUCUCCCGCCUCCCUCUCGCAGCUUUAACUCCAAACGCUUCUGCCCCCCGUCAAUGUUGGGGAGAUCAGGGCUUCCAGAAAAUAAUAAACCACAAGGGGAACAAACCAGCAAACCUCGAUAUGACCCCUUAGCUCCAGGUGCGCUGGUGAUGCCUCGCCCCUCUUCUAACCACCAGUGGCUUCACAACAAGUCAGGCCUUUCUGUGGUUGAUGUGGUGGUUGACCCACACCUGACCACGCACCUGCGACCCCACCAGAGGGAGGGCAUCCUCUUCCUCUAUGAGUGUGUUAUGGGCAUGAGAGCUGCAGGUCGCCACGGCGCCAUCCUGGCUGAUGAGAUGGGUCUUGGGAAGACUCUGCAGAGUGUGGCGCUGUGCUGGACGUUGUUGAAGCAAGGCCCUUACGGCGGUAAACCGAUUGUGAAGCGGGUCCUCGUGGUCACUCCUGGCAGCCUCGUGCAGAACUGGAGAGCAGAGUUUAACAAGUGGCUCGGCCGGGAAAGGAUCAGCAUCUUCACUGUGGAUCAGGACCACAGGAUAGAGGAGUUUCUGUUAUCUCCUCUACAUAGUGUUCUCGUGAUCAGCUACGAAAUGCUGCUGCGCGGCCUGGAGCAGAUCCAGAAAGUGGAGUUUGGGCUCAUCAUUUGCGACGAGGGUCACAGGCUGAAGAACAGCAGCAUCAAAACAUCCUCCGCCCUCAGCAGCCUCAGCUGUAACCGCAGAGUCAUACUCACAGGGACGCCAGUACAAAACGACCUGCAGGAGUUCUACGCCAUUAUAGAGUUUGUUAACCCAGGAAUUCUUGGUUCGACAACGGCUUAUAGAAAAGUGUAUGAGGAACCAAUUCUACGCUCCAGACAGCCAUCCUGCUCUGAAGAGGACAGAGUUCUGGGGGAAGAGCGUGCUGCUGAACUCUCUCGUCUCACUGGCAUGUUCAUUUUGAGACGGACACAGGAAAUCAUUAACCGCUACUUACCACCUCGUCUGGACUGGACAUUGUUCUGCAUGCCGUCCCCGCUGCAGCAGAAGCUGUACAGACAUCUCCUCUGCCACCAGGUCUUCAGAGCCUGCCUUCAGGGCUUUACUCAAAGCAGUACACACCUGGCCUGCAUCACUGCACUAAAGAAGCUCUGCAACCAUCCUGGUUUGCUCCACACCACUGUCAAGGAGAGGACUGACCGUGGAUCUAUGGAGAGUUCUUUAUACGAGGGGCUGUCCGAUCUCUUCCCAGAAUCCUAUUCCUUGGCUGGAUUCAGCACCUCUGACUCUGGAAAACUUUUAGUUCUCUCUGACCUGCUGAGUGCCAUCAGACAGCUCAGCCCCUCAGAUCGGGUGGUUCUGGUGUCAAACUACACUCAGACUCUGGACUUACUACAGGACAUGUGCGUACACGCCGGUUACACAUUCCUGAGGCUGGAUGGUCAGACACCUGUAAGCCAGCGCCAGCGACUGGUUGACAGUUUUAACAGCCCCUACUCUCAGAGCUUUGUGUUCCUGCUGAGCUCCAAAGCAGGCGGGGUGGGGCUCAAUCUGAUCGGAGCGUCCCACCUGGUGCUAUAUGACAUCGACUGGAACCCCGCCAAUGACAUCCAGGCCAUGGCUCGUGUUUGGAGAGAUGGACAGAAAAAGAGUGUGCACAUUUACCGCCUCCUUACUGCAGGCACCAUUGAGGAGCGUAUAUUUCAGAGACAGGUGUCCAAACAGGGCCUGUCAGGAACCGUGGUCGACUUGGGGAAAGCGGCUGAACACACCAGUUUCUCUACCAGUGAGCUGCGAGAUCUUUUCAGUCUGACCGACACGCCGUGCUUGACUCAUGACCUGCUGAACUGCAGCUGCAGCAUGGACGGGUCGGUCAACGACGUGGAGGGGGAGGAGGUGGAGCAGAUCUCUGACAGGCCUUGCCAGCUUGGUCGUCAGGGCGACCGUAAGGGGGCGGCACAGAAGCAUCUCAGCAUGUCCGAGCUCAUGCAGUGGAGACACUUCUCUGGCGACACACACUCCUACUCAGACCCCUACCUCGACCACGCACGCAGCCACAUCACAUUUGCCUUCCAGACCACCAUCUCCGAUGCAGCCCAGUGAACACCUGACCUGCCUGUUCACACAUUUCCACACAGUAUUCCCAUCUUAGUUUCAAAAAUACUUUAUUUUCUAUAUAAACUUUAUUGUAACUUUCUGUUCAUAAAAUAAAUAAAU
This is a messenger RNA of Cyprinodon variegatus (sheepshead minnow), 3020 nucleotides long. It is a transcript of the gene rad54b, whose product is annotated as RAD54 homolog B (S. cerevisiae). Gene Ontology annotation, cellular component: nucleus. Gene Ontology annotation, biological process: double-strand break repair via homologous recombination; reciprocal meiotic recombination. Gene Ontology annotation, molecular function: DNA translocase activity; ATP binding; ATP-dependent chromatin remodeler activity. NCBI's taxonomy places the organism in Eukaryota, Metazoa, Chordata, Actinopteri, Cyprinodontiformes, Cyprinodontidae. The record is from RefSeq and is a predicted model, not a curated record. The transcript is spliced from 16 exons. Bases 96 to 2906 code for a protein of 936 amino acids.